This is a messenger RNA of Linum tenue, 2221 nucleotides long. Lineage: Eukaryota; Viridiplantae; Streptophyta; Magnoliopsida; Malpighiales; Linaceae. The record is from the annotation of a GenBank genome assembly.
UCGAAAAAAGAGACAAAAAUGAAAUUGAGGACUCUAGUUUUCUGGUUUUGCCCACCGGCUAAGCAAACUUUUUUACUUUCCCAUUCUCCCAAGUGCCUCAUCUCCUCCGUCUCUCUGGAAACUGGAAAAUUCUUUUGCCCUCCCCACAAUCCGCAUAUAUUUCCCCCGAGAUUAUCAGAGUCUGGUUGACGACGAACAGAUCUUCAUUUGCUAGGAGGAUCAAGCUGAUUAUCCUGCGGUAUUUCAUUUCUGCGUGGGAUUCAUAUAGGUGGUAGGAAUUUUGCAAUUUGGUAUUGACUUGAGGGUUUGAGAAGACGGGUUUCGCCCUAUCUGGAAAUGUCGAGUCAAAAUUAUAAUUCAAGCAAUGCUGGUGAUGCCUGACCGAAAGCCAUUGAUGGAAUAGCAUUGCUCCUUGGACUGAGUUAGACUUGAUUUUCUCUGUGAGGCAAUAGUUACAGUACCCUUCGCAAUGGGGUGGAUUGGAAUUGCUUGUUCUUUGUUUUCACUGUUCACCCUGGUUGAGUCAACAAGUCGGUCAGGAAAGAUUUGGACAUUGAAUUUGGUCUCCGAGAAUGUCACACACAUGACCUGGCCAAUCUUCAGUGCAAGUGUCUUCGUGCUAGUAGCUCUUGUCCUCUCCAUGUACCUUAUCUUUGAGCACCUAGCCUCAUACAACAAGCCAGAGGAGCAGAAGUUUCUGGUUGGACUCAUUCUGAUGGUUCCUGUUUAUUCUCUUGAAUCGUUCUUAUCGUUGUAUGAUUCAAGUGCUGCUUUCAACUGGGAAGCUCUUCGAGACUGCUAUGAAGCUUUUGCAAUGUAUUGCUUUGAGAGAUAUCUGAUAGCGUGCUUAGGUGGUGAAGAUAGCACCAUCGAAUUCAUGGAGACUCAGACUGAUGGUGUUUCCAGCAUGCCUCUUUUGGAUGAAGCAUAUGCUUAUGGGGUUGUUGAGCACCCUUUUCCGCUAAAUUGCUGUCUGAGUCCUUGGAACCUGGGUCGUGACUUCUAUUAUGCUGUGAAAGUUGGAAUUGUUCAAUAUAUGAUUGUCAAGAUGAUAUGUGCACUUCUAGCGAUUAUUCUUGAAGCUUUCGGAGUGUAUGGAGAAGGGAAAUUUGAGUGGUCAUACGGGUACCCCUACCUGGCUGUUGUUCUAAAUUUCAGUCAGAGCUGGGCAUUGUAUUGCCUUGUGCAGUUCUAUUCUGUCACAAAAGACAAGUUGGCGCCUAUUAAGCCAUUGGCCAAGUUUCUUACCUUCAAGUCAAUCAUUUUCCUGACUUGGUGGCAAGGUAUUGCUGUUGCUUUCCUUUUCUCAACUGGAGUCUUUAAGGGCUCUUUGGCUCAAGAGCUGAAGACGCGUAUACAAGACUACAUAAUCUGUAUCGAGAUGGGUGUUGCAGCCGUUGUGCAUCUCUAUGUCUUCCCAGCCGUGCCUUACAAGCGUGGGGAGAGAUGCGUCCGUAAUGUUGCUGUGAUGACCGACUACGCAGCUCUGGGAACUCCAGCUGAUCCAGAGGAGGUUCAGGAUUCGGAAAGAUACACUCGGAUACGCUUGGCUCGACAUGAUGAAAAACAAAAGGCCAUGAACUUUCCCCAGAGUGUUCGUGAUGUGGUCCUGGGUAGCGGUGAAAUCAUCGUUGACGACAUGAAGUACACCGUCUCCCACGUCGUGGAGCCAGUCGAGAGAGGGAUAGCGAAGAUCAACAAGACGAUCCAUCAAAUAUCUGAAAACGUUAAGCGCCAGGAGGAGGAGCGAAAGAGGAACUCCAAGGACGACAACUUCCUGGUACCGUUGAAUUCGUGGACUAAAGAGUUCUCUGAUGCACAUGAAAACCUAGGGGAAGGGAGUGUCAGUGACAGUGGGUUGCUGAACGUGAAGAAGCAGUCAUCACAAUCGAGAACCACGGGAUCAAGACUGAAAAGAGGCAGAUAACGAAGUGUAGCUCUCUGUUUGGAGCUCCGAGUAAUUGCUUCUUUUACAAUGGGUAGAGAGAAGUAUCAUUUGUGCAGCGGGAACUUUUAACCGUGGAUGAAACUUGUACAGGGGGAAGUUGACACGUGAACUGAACCUGAUAUAACAGAUUUACACAAGAGGGUAGCAAAACAUUGCAUCUCAAAUAUGGGAAAUGUGAUGCUUACAGGAGAACUUACGUUAAAGUUUGUACAUUGCCAAGGGAAAUUAAUGCAUUGUCUAAAAUUGCAGCUCGAAACUAGAAUAAGGAAAUAG